CAUUGGAGUAGGCCUACGCGGAAACAAGCCCGUCGUCAACGGCUCAGUAACCUUGCAGAAGUGUCUUUUUGAAUGCUCUUUUGUUUCAUCAGAAACUUGGUCUUUGCUGCCUCAAAUGUACAUUACAUCACAUUUGUCCAUCAAAGUCUUUGUUGGAGCACUUACCCUGGCUGCUGUCGGUGUCUUUUUCUCAUCCUGGAGGAAUGAGUCAUGCAGAGAAGCUUCCAAUCAUGCUAUGCUGCAGUGUCCUGUCGGUUUUUUCAUCCUCCCCAAUAUGACUUCUUGCCAUGCCUGGCUGACUUGUACCGACAUAUUUGACAGUAUCACAGCUACUAAUUUAUUACUUGGCCAGGGAGCAGUGAAAUUGGUUUAUCUUGGCAAGUGGCGAGACAAAGAGGUUGCCCUGAGCUACCUUAUGGAUGACUCAAUGUUUGAAGACUUUCAACAUAAUGUACAAAUGUUACGGCAGUUGACUCCACGACCCUCUGCUUCCCACAAGUGGUUGGUGCAGUUAGUUGGCUGGUGUUUUCAGCAAGACCCACCUGUUCUCAUCACUGAAUUCCAUCCUAUGGGCACAGCAGAUAAUGUUCAUAAGAUGUUACAUGAACAGUUUACGGACAAUAACACACUGUCAGUGAGGUUUAAAUUGUGCCUGGAUUUCGUGCGUACGCUUGAGAUUCUUCACAACCAGAAUACUGGAUCCAGAGUUCUGUGUGACUCUAACGAUCCACAGAAAGCCUUAAGCCAGUUUCUUCUCUCAACCAAUUUCAGGUUGACUCUCAAUGAUGUUGAUGCGCUCCCUUUGGUAAAAAAGACAUUGGGUCAGCUUGUGAAGUGUGGCCACCGAGAACUGACUGGAGACUAUAUUGCCCCAGAACAGUUGUGGCCCUUUGAAGAUAUACCGUAUGACGAUACAGCAAUGCCCGGUUAUGAUGAAAAAAUUGAUAUAUGGAAGAUUCCAGAUGUGUGUAAUAAACUCAUUCAGGGUUGCAAUGGUGCUGCAAGUUUGAAACUACAUUUAUUUGAUGUUCAUUCAAAAUGCAAAUCAUUAUCUCCAAGUGAAAGACCAACUGCUAAAGAAGUGUUAGAAAGCUAUUUGACAGUGAUGAAAAAGUUAAAUUUAGGCAAUAAAUGCUAAUGUUUGAA
Aplysia californica (California sea hare) is the source of this 1146-nucleotide messenger RNA. Its product is annotated as protein O-mannose kinase. Gene Ontology annotation, molecular function: carbohydrate kinase activity; protein kinase activity; ATP binding. Gene Ontology annotation, cellular component: endoplasmic reticulum membrane. Lineage: Eukaryota; Metazoa; Mollusca; Gastropoda; Aplysiida; Aplysiidae. The coding region runs from base 116 to 1138 and encodes 340 amino acids. The transcript is spliced from 3 exons. The record is from RefSeq and is a predicted model, not a curated record. Gene Ontology annotation, biological process: protein O-linked glycosylation; protein phosphorylation; carbohydrate phosphorylation.